GGGUCUUUCCUUGUAGGUUGAUUAUAUAUCCUACUCCUCGUUCGUUGCAGCAGCCAUCAUCAGCUUUCAAAACGCCUCUCCUCUUCCAGCAAGACUCACUGUUUCCCUACAAUCCUUACUGCAACUUCGCGCUAAAAGUGUCUCCAACUGCCUUCUUUCAUUCGCGACCAAAAUGGCAAACGCCUCCAUAACCCUCGAAUGCACUAAAAUCACGCCCCAGUGUCCAGCGGACGGCUCAGGCCUGAGCUACCCACCAAACGUCGCGGCCAGCGUCAUUUUUCUCUCUAUAUUCGCGCUCUCGGUCCCAGCCCACGUAUUCUUGGGCUGGAAGUUCAAGACAUGGACGUUCCUGGCUGCUAUGCUACUUGGGUCGCUGUUCGAGGUCACGGGAUACCUGGGGCGAGCAUUGCUGCAUAGCAACCCUUACAAGCUUAUUACAUUCCUCAUCCAAAUCGUUACUCUUACCCAAGGACCAGCCUUCUACUCCGCCGGCAUCUACCUCUGCCUAUCGCGACUCGUCGUCGUCUACGGCGUCACCCUCUCCCGCGUCAAACCAAUAACGUACACCCGCGCCUUCAUCUUCUUCGACCUGAUCUGCCUGUGCCUGCAAGGCGGCGGCGGCGGCGUCGCCUCCUCGGCUGACAACAAUAAGUCCAUGAUGGACCUCGGCAACAAGCUCAUGUUGGUAGGAUUGAUCCUCCAGAUCGUAUUCAUGCUUUUCUUCGCGAUGUGCUGUCUAGACUACUUCUGGCGCGUGCGCAAGAAUCCCGGACGGAAGAACCCGCAGUUUGCGAAGCUGCGGACGAGCAGUAAGUUUAAGGGGUUCUUGGUGGCGCUGUUUGGGUGCUACUGCGCGAUUUUCGUGCGAUGUGUGUAUAGGGUGGUUGAGUUGGGGGGCGGGUGGGAUAAUGCGUUGAUGAGGAAAGAAGUCCCUUUCAUCGUCUUCGAAUCGAGCAUGAUGGUCAUUGCCGCCUGGAUCCUCAUUGCUUUUCACCCCGGGCCUUGCUUCCAAGGCGCGUUCAAUUUCCAGCACUAUCAGCAGCUGCAGGAUGAGCACUCGAAGGAGGAUAUUUCGUUGAUUGCGGGGAAGUAUAAUGCGAGGAAUAGGUCGCCGUCUCCGUCGGGGUAUGGGGUUGAUUUGAGGCCGGAGCCGUAUGACCCUAUGCGCAUUGGGCGGCCGUUUUGAUUCAACUGACAGAAUCCCGGAGGAUUGGAAAGCAAGAGGAAGCCGGUGUAGAAGCGGAUUGAAAAGGGGUUAUACAAUUGCUGGGAUCUCGGAACCUAGGGUUGUGGGUUGUAGAAGAUUAGAUGCGCGUGUUGGAGAGUGGAUCUGAUUUGGCGUUGGAUGCCGGUGUGGUGUACAGUAACUUCCUCCUUUUCAUAAGUUCAAUUCAUUUUCAGGAGUAAUACCAGCAUAGAAAGCACUUAGAUAUGAAUAGUUUGCCGAGAAAUGAAGACAAGCGUUGCGAUUUCGACUGAUAUGAGCCGAAAGUGUCCAGAGGAG
Messenger RNA from Mytilinidion resinicola, 1504 nucleotides. RefSeq names its product putative RTA1 domain protein. Lineage: Eukaryota; Fungi; Ascomycota; Dothideomycetes; Mytilinidiales; Mytilinidiaceae. The record is from RefSeq and is a predicted model, not a curated record. Gene Ontology annotation, cellular component: plasma membrane; fungal-type vacuole. The transcript has 3 exons. The coding region runs from base 173 to 1186 and encodes 337 amino acids.